CCCAGGACCCUGCAUUCAUUAUAUCUGGUCUCCCCGGACCCUGCAUUCACUAUAUCUGGUCUCCCCGGACCCUGCAUUCACUAUAUCUGGUCUCCUCGGACCCUGCAUUCACUAUAUCUGGUCUCCCCGGACCCUGCAUUCACUAUAUCUGGUCUCCUCGGACCCUGCAUUCACUAUAUCUGGUCUCCCCGGACCCUGCAAUCACUAUAUCUGGUCUCCCAGGACCCUGCAUUCACUAUAUCUGGUCUCCCCGGACCCUGCAUUCACUAUAUCUGGUCUUCCACAGACCCUGCAUCCACUAUAUCUGGUCUCCCACAGUACACACAACAUGGAAAUGCAAUUAUUUUAGUAAAUAAAAAAUGCUAAAUACCUUUUCUCAUCAGCAGUUAGAGCAGUCCUGUGA
Messenger RNA from Staurois parvus, 403 nucleotides. The record is from the annotation of a GenBank genome assembly. Lineage: Eukaryota; Metazoa; Chordata; Amphibia; Anura; Ranidae.